GUGGCGGGGAACACGAACCAUACCAUAUACCCGUCCUCAUAAACCGUCGCUGGUUCUCUUUGUCCCUUUCAUCAAACACCCCUUCACAUCAACCCCCCAAAACUCUCUCUAAUUAUCUCUCCCUUUCUGUUUCCAAAAAGCUAUCUUUGCCGCCAUGACGAGCUCCUCUGCAACAACUCGCAAGGCACUGAGUAAGAUUGCUUGCAAUCGGCUUCAAAAAGAACUUGUUGAGUGGCAAGUCAACCCUCCUACUGGUUUCAAACAUAAAGUCACUGAUAAUCUCCAAAGGUGGGUUAUUGAAGUAAUUGGAGCUCCGGGCACCCUUUACGCUAAUGAGACCUAUCAGCUUCAAGUCGAUUUCCCUGAGCAUUACCCUAUGGAAGCCCCUCAGGUUAUCUUUCUUCACCCGGCUCCGCUGCAUCCGCAUAUUUAUAGCAAUGGCCAUAUUUGUUUAGAUAUACUAUAUGAUUCCUGGUCACCUGCCAUGACUGUUAGUUCCGUCUGUAUCAGUAUUCUCUCGAUGCUUUCAAGCUCCCCUGCAAAGCAACGUCCAGAGGACAAUGACCGAUAUGUUAAGAACUGUAGAAAUGGAAGAUCUCCAAAGGAGACCAGGUGGUGGUUCCACGAUGAUAAAGUGUAACAAUUGAAGCAUUUCAAUGCUUCUCAGGCCAAAUAAUUAUGGUAGAUUGGCCUCCUUUUUCCAAAGAAAAUGAAAACUUGGGGAGAAGCAUUCUGAAAACUCCUCUAAAUGUCAACGUGUGUAAAGGAAAAGGAACAAUGUGUUUUAGUAAUAUACUAGGAGCAAACUUGGCUUUUGUUACCUAGCAGGUAGAUCAUUGAAGCUGUGCUUUAUCAGCACAUUUUUAAUCAUUCUGUAACCAUUUCACCAAUAUCUUAUUUUCCGAUUUUAGUUUGCUAGCAUAAUGGAUAGGCCCGUUCCAUAA
Messenger RNA from Populus nigra (black poplar), 944 nucleotides. RefSeq names its product probable ubiquitin-conjugating enzyme E2 16. The transcript is spliced from 6 exons. NCBI's taxonomy places the organism in Eukaryota, Viridiplantae, Streptophyta, Magnoliopsida, Malpighiales, Salicaceae. The record is from RefSeq and is a predicted model, not a curated record. The coding region runs from base 155 to 640 and encodes 161 amino acids.